Penaeus monodon (black tiger shrimp) is the source of this 3738-nucleotide messenger RNA. RefSeq names its product DNA helicase MCM9-like. The coding region runs from base 82 to 2850 and encodes 922 amino acids. Gene Ontology annotation, molecular function: ATP hydrolysis activity; ATP binding; single-stranded DNA helicase activity. Lineage: Eukaryota; Metazoa; Arthropoda; Malacostraca; Decapoda; Penaeidae. Gene Ontology annotation, biological process: double-strand break repair via homologous recombination; DNA replication. The record is from RefSeq and is a predicted model, not a curated record. Gene Ontology annotation, cellular component: MCM complex; nucleus. The transcript has 15 exons.
AAACAUCUUGUGACGUCACGAAGAGGGAAGGUUGAGUGUGGGAUAAUUUUUUCAAUUUUAUUAAGUUGAAGCAUAGAUGAGAUGUCAGGAGAGGGAAAUAACACAAGAAAGAAAAUCAGAGCAAAAGAUGUCUUUGAAGCCUUCUACUUGAAGUAUCAUCGGGAUGAUCUUUUGAACAUACUUGAGAGUGAAGAUGAAGAUGAACACUAUCCUUUAACUGUCAAUUUCUUAACCUUAUUUGAAGAACAUGUCGAGGUGGCAGAGUCUCUUCUUGCGUCCCCAAUCAAACUUCUUCCAGUCCUAAAUGCAGCAUUGGUUGGAGCUUCAUCCAAACUUCUUAGCGAAUUGGGAAAUGAGAAAAAUGAUCUCACUUUGAAGACAAAACUCCAUGCUAGAAUAACAGGCUUGCCAACAUGCCCAGAACUGUUCCGUCAUGCUAUCCCACGUACAUCUGACAUUGGGCGCCUCCUCUGUGUGGCAGGAACUGUUGUGAGGACAACAGCGGCAAAGAUGCUAGAGUACCAGAAGGAGUUCAUAUGCACCAAAUGCAAGCAUGUUUUUACGGUGAAGGCUGACCAUGACCAGUACUACCAGCUCAACAAGCCUGGAAGAUGUCCUAAUCCAGACAACUGUUACUCCAACAAUUUCAGCUUGCUAGGUGAAACAACACAUCCUGUUCACACAAAGGACUUUCAGGAGAUCAAAAUCCAGGAACAAGUACAAAAACUUGUGGUUGGAACAAUCCCAAGAUCGUUAUGGGUGACCCUAGAGGAUGACCUUGUGGAUAUGUGUAAGCCAGGUGAUGAUGUCCUCAUCUGUGGUACAAUGCAUAGGAGAUGGAAGCCAGUGAGUAAGGAUAGCAGACCUGAUAUUGACCUUGUCUUGAAAGCCAACAAUGUUACUAUCAGAAACAAGCAGCGUUCAGGCACAGUUGUAACAGACGAGAUGAGGGACGAGUUUGCAGAGUUUUGGGAGUUUCACAAGUAUAACCCCUUGACUGGGAGGAAUAUAAUUCUUGCAUCAUUCUGCCCACAGGUAUAUGGUCUUUAUGUGGUAAAGUUAGCGGUGGCAAUUGUAGUGGCAGGUGGAGUGCAGAAGAUUGACACCAGCAGCACAAGGGUCAGAGGAGAGUCGCACCUCCUGUUGGUGGGAGAUCCAGGAACCGGCAAGAGUCAAUUCUUGAAGUAUGUGUGUUCCCUAGUACCGAGGUGCGUUCUGACCACAGGUGUUGGCACCACUAAUGCUGGCCUCACUGUCUCUGCUGUCCGGGAUGAGGGAGAGUGGGCUCUGGAGGCUGGGGCUUUGGUAUUGGCUGAUGGUGGAGUGUGUUGCAUUGAUGAGUUCAACAGUGUGCGUGAGGCAGACAGGGCUGCCAUCCACGAGGCUAUGGAGCAACAGACAAUAAGUGUUGCCAAGGCAGGACUUGUGUGCAAGCUGAAUACAAGAUGCAGCAUUUUGGCAGCAACCAACCCCAAGGGACAGUACGAUCCUGAGGAAUCCCUGACAGUUAAUGUGGCCCUGGCAUCCCCACUCCUCUCACGGUUUGACCUCAUCCUGGUUCUGUUGGACACGAGGAAUCAAGAAUGGGACAGGAUCGUGUCCAGCUUCAUCCUGGAAGGGAAGGACCCGCUGGCUGGAGCAAAGGGCAAGGGCGAGGACGACUGGGGCAUUGAGCAGCUGCAGGCGUACUUCUGCCACAUCCGCAGUCUGCAGCCUUCCAUGACACGCGAGGCCAACGUCAUCCUGGCCAAGUACUACCAGCUGCAGCGACAGACAGACCAGCGGAGCCAGGCGAGGACCACCAUAAGGCUUCUGGAGAGCCUGGUGCGGCUUUGCCAGGGACACGCAAGGCUCAUGAUGCGACAGGAGGUGACGGUGCAGGACGCGGUGGUGGCCGUGACCCUCAUGGAGGCGUCGAUGUGCGGGGCUUCACUCAUCACGGGCAUCAACCCUCUUCACACGGCCUUCCCAGCAUCGCCCAGAGAUGAAUACAGGACCCAAGUGAAGAUUGUGCUCGAGAGACUUGGGCUGUUUGACAUCCUGACGGAGGAGAUGGCGAAGAUCAGUGAGGAGGAAAGGCUGUGCGCGAACUCCAGCCUCACCCAGCCAAAGCCACCAUCCAAGAUGGCUAACAGUACAGAGAGCGAGGGGCCGCAGACAGUGAAGUAUGUUCCAAAGAAUGUGUUCAAACCCUCCGUGAGCGAAGACAAGACAAACCCAGGUAUCAUUGAGGAACUGGAGGAGCGAGAGGAGAAGAGACGGAGGCCAGGAGGAAGCAGGCAGCAGAGGAUAGAUGAGAUGCACCCCAAGAGGGCGGACACUAGCCUCCCGUCCCCGGACUUGGAUGUGUCCUUUGGUACUCUGCUGGGGGAAGUGGAGGAGAAGGAGGAGGAAAACGUAGAUUUCUUUGGAAAGAACAAGAGAAAGAAGAGUCAAAAGAGAACGCAGCAAACAGAAGAGGCAGACGCUCCAGAGACCCAAACAAAGAAGAAAUCUAAAAGAGGCAGAUCAAGUGGCACAUCCAUGACUAUCGCACCAGGACCACAGGCAACUAAGAGAACUUUAGAGUCUUCACAGGUCCAGGUAGACAGGGCCAUGAAUGACCUGCUAGAUGAUCUAGAAGACUUUGAAAGCACUAAACCAUCUUGGAAUGUUACUUCUUCUAGUGUUGGAAAUGUUCCAUUCCUCGGUAUGCUUUCACAGAAAAUUAAGCAAAACGAAUAUGAAAUCACAAAACUGCAGAAAAAUUGCAACAACCAGAUAGUGAUGAGGGCGGCCAGACCCAGCCAGCCAAAAGGGUAUCAUCCACCUCGGAAGGGGAAGGGAAUAGUAUUGAAGAUAAUAGACUAGAUAAUGAAAGGGAAAAGUCAGGUUCCCUUCCACCCUUCAAAAUGACCAGUCAGAAACAUCCAACGCAGGAUAAGCAAGAUAGUUCUCCCAUCCUCGGGGCCAGCACACUCUUCGCCAAGAGCAAGAGAUCCUCCUUCCUCCUAACAACUAAGUCAACCAAAGGGGUUCUGGAUGGGCCGGUCCAAGAUUCAGAGAAGGAGAACAACAACGCGGAUGCACAGAGGAACAGGGAAAGAACAGGAGAUCAGACAGUCGCCAAGAGUGAGCGGCCAAGGCUCAUCCUCCCCUUCAAGAAGCCUGUGUUCCCUUCCAGCCAAGGAAAGUCCAGUCAGCAGCCCACGACUCUCUCUUUCACGAGGCCCAAAUUUGCUCCUGUAGAUGACAUUGACGAUGCAGACUUUGAGUUGGACUUGUAAAGUGGCGACAAAACUCGUAUUUUCUUGAAAAUUGUUUGAUAUAGUUUAUGUAACUUUAUGUGCAUGUAUAUUAUUGAUAUAGUAGAUUAUCUUGUGAUAUUAAUUGACUAGAUUGCAUAUAACAUCGGUACUUAGGCUCAUUAGGCAAAAUAUUUUUACUGGAAUUAAUAUUGGGGAAAUGCAGAGAUUUAUACAUUUGCCAUGUACAAAGCAGGGUUUAUUUUUUUAAUGAAAAUUUACAAGUUGAUAUACGUAAAAAUGCUACAUGUCAGGCCCUUUACAUAUAUUUUAGAUAUUUAAAUAUUUUUGUUGACUGUAGUCCAAAACCAUUUACAUAGACCAUUUUUGCUGAAUAUAUUUGUGUCCAUGUUUUUAUGUUAAUUUUUUUUUUAGCAUGGAGAUUGAUAAGAAAGUACAAUUGAUUUUUGUACAUUUUGAAAGAUUAUAUUAUAUAAUAAAUAUUGUUGAUUUU